Messenger RNA from Procambarus clarkii (red swamp crayfish), 4627 nucleotides. It is a transcript of the gene AlaRS, whose product is annotated as alanine--tRNA ligase, cytoplasmic. Gene Ontology annotation, biological process: alanyl-tRNA aminoacylation. Gene Ontology annotation, cellular component: mitochondrion; cytoplasm. The record is from RefSeq and is a predicted model, not a curated record. Gene Ontology annotation, molecular function: ATP binding; nucleic acid binding; aminoacyl-tRNA deacylase activity. NCBI's taxonomy places the organism in Eukaryota, Metazoa, Arthropoda, Malacostraca, Decapoda, Cambaridae.
GACGUCAUAAUCUCCCACAAUCCGUUAACCCCACAAGAAAUAGCUAAGAUAUUUCCCUUAUCGAUUACAUUCGGUGGUGAUAUCGCCUGGAUUAUUAAAUCUCGGUAAUUUAUAAGGUGAAGCAUAGUGGAGAAAGUGAGAGUGGAGUGAGGAGAGGCGGGAGCGGACACGUGGGGGGAGAGGAGAGUGUUGUGGUGUGAUCAGCUGUCAGGCGGCCGGGGUACUCUCUCUCCCGCGUCUCUCUCCAGAUUUAUUCCCUAAGCAGCCACCUGGUCCUCGAGGCAAAAUGAAGAGUGCAGAAGUAAGGCAGAUGUUUUUUGACUACUUCCAAAAGCAGCACAACCACACCUAUCAACACAGCUCCCCGACCAUUCCUCAUGAUGACCCUACAUUGCUUUUUGCUAAUGCGGGCAUGAAUCAAUUUAAGCCCAUUUUUAUAGGAACUGUAGAUCCCAGCAGUGACAUGGCCAACUUGGUGCGUGCUGUCAACUCUCAGAAGUGCAUCCGUGCUGGUGGAAAACAUAACGAUCUUGAUGAUGUUGGCAAGGAUGUGUACCACCACACUUUCUUUGAAAUGUUGGGCAACUGGUCUUUUGGGGAUUACUUCAAGAAAGAGGUAUGUGCUUGGGCUUGGGAUCUUCUUGUUAACUGGUACAAGUUACCUAAAGAACGUCUAUAUGUCACCUAUUUUGGAGGUGACACAAGACAGGGCCUUGAACCAGAUCUGGAGUGUAAGCAGAUCUGGCAAGACUUGGGUGUACCAGAAGAUCGCAUAUUGCCUGGGAAUAUGAAAGACAACUUUUGGGAAAUGGGGGAAACAGGGCCAUGCGGACCGUGCUCUGAGAUUCACUUUGAUCGUAUUGGAGGGCGUCAUGUUCCCCACCUUGUCAAUAUGGAUGACCCAGAUGUUUUGGAGAUAUGGAAUCUUGUAUUUAUGCAGUUCAAUAGAGAAGCAGAUGGCUCUCUGAAAUCUUUGCCCAAAAAACAUAUUGACUGUGGUUUGGGUCUUGAACGUCUGGUGUCAAUUCUUCAAAACAAGAGAUCUAAUUAUGAUACUGAUCUUUUCAUGCCGAUUUUCGAAGCCAUUGAAAAGUCAUCGGGUAGUAAGCCAUACUCUGGUAAAGUUGGCGAGGAGGAUGUUGAUGGAACUGACAUGGCUUAUAGGGUAUUAGCUGAUCACAUCCGAACUCUAACAAUAGCAUUGUCUGAUGGUGGCAUGCCUGAUAACACAGGAAGAGGUUAUGUCCUGCGGCGAAUUUUGAGGCGAGGUAUUCGUUAUGCUUCAGAGAAGUUGGGAAUGAAACCAGGAAUGUUUGCUGAUCUCGUUGAUGUAGUAGUCAAGUUACUAAAGGAUGCUUUCCCAGAAGUGUCAAAAGACCCAGAAUAUAUUAAAGAUGUAAUAAACGAAGAGGAAUUGCAGUUUUUGAAAACUCUAGUCAGGGGAGAGAAAAUGUUUGGGCGUACCAUAGGGAAACUUGGUGGGAGUCGUGUAGUUCCGGGUGAUGUGGCAUGGAGGCUUUAUGAUACUUACGGGUUCCCAGUUGACCUGACCCAGUUAAUGGCUGAAGAGAAAGGUCUGGCUGUUGAUAUGGUAAGCUUUGAAGAAAAUAAGAAGGAAGCUCAGGAAAAAUCAAGAGGGGAGAAUAAAGACAGGGAUAAUUCCUUCAGGCUGGAUGUUCAUGCCAUUGAAGAUCUUAAAAGUAGGAAUGUGCCGUUCACAGAUGACAGUUUAAAGUUUGCAUAUUCUGCUGAAGAGACUCCUGCAUCAACUUACAAGUUCCAGUCAUGCAUUGGGAAAGUCAUUGCUAUUAGGCAUAACAACCAGUUUGUAGAGAAGGCUACAUCUGGAAAUAGAUGUAGUAUCAUUCUUGAUAAGACAAACUUCUAUGCUGAAAGUGGUGGUCAGAUGUUUGAUGAAGGAUUUAUGAUUAAAAUUAACGAUGAAGAAACUGAAUUUAAGGUAGAGUCGGUGGAAGUGAAAGGUGGUUUUGUGUGCCAUGUUGGUGUGGUUGAAGGUUCAAUAAGUCUUGGAGAUGACUUAAAUCUUAGUUUUGACUGGGAGCGCAGGAAGCAACUUAUGAAUAAUCACACAGGCACUCACAUUCUAAAUUUUGCUCUGCGCCAAGUGCUCUCUGCAGAGGCAGACCAAAAGGGCUCCUUGGUGGCUCCUGACAGACUUCGAUUUGAUUUUACAAGCAAGGGUGCCAUGACUGUAGAUCAGGUGAGGAAGACUGAAGAAAUUGCCAGAGAAAUGGUCAAAGAAAAUAAACCAGUUUAUGCUAAAACUGCACAACUGUCUGUUGCAAAGAGCAUUCAGGGCCUGCGUGCAGUGUUUGGAGAAGUAUACCCAGAUCCGGUAAGGGUGGUUUCUGUGGGCAUCCCAGUUGAAACUUUGGAAGCUGACCCUCAGAGUCCAGCUGGAAGUGUCACUAGCAUUGAAUUCUGUGGUGGGACUCACCUCCUUUAUACUGGUCAUGUGAGAGAUUUUGUUAUUGUCAGUGAGGAAGCUAUUGCAAAAGGAAUACGGCGAAUUGUUGCUGUCACUGGUCCGGAUGCUAUUAAAGCCUUAAACAAAGCUUCACAUCUAGAGAAUGAAAUCAACAUUUUAAAGAAAAAAAUAGAAGGAAAUGAUAUUCCAUUCAGAGAAGUUAUUCGCCUUCUCACAGAAGUAUUAAUGGAUAUUAAUCAUGCACAUAUUCAACACUGGAAAAAGGAAGAGCUACGGAAGGCAGUUGAAGCCAUCAAGAAAGUCCAUGGUGAUGCAGACAGGGCACGAAAAGCAGCAAUUUCAAAGCAGGCUAUUCAGAUUACGAAGAAUCUGCUGGCAGCUAACGCUAACAUUCCAUAUUUAGUGACUGAAAUGAAGGCAUUUGCUCAGAAUAAAGUCAUUAAUGAUGCCUUGAAGGAGGUAAAGAAUGGACCUCCAUCUCUAUUUAUUAGUGCUGAUGACGACACUGGAAAAAUUCUUGCUAUGGCAUCUGUUCCAAAGAAUGAGGUUGCCAAAGGUUUAAAAGCUGAUGAAUGGGUUAAAAAUUUGAUAACUCUCUUAAAUGGCAAAGGUGGUGGCAAACCCGAGUCUGCUCAGGUGAGCGGCACUAAUGUGAAUGCUUUGAAGGAGGCAUUGACCCUUUCUGAAAAAUUUGCCCAAGAGAAAUUAGGUGUUGGAGCAGUAGUCUUGGCUGCUCCUCAAACUGUUACUAGUAAUGUAAACCAACCAAAGGACAUUCAGAGUAAGAGUGAAAAGGGAGAAAGUCGGAGUAAGAGUGAAAAGGGAGAAAGUCGGAGUAAAAGUGAAAAGGGGGCAAGUCGGAGUAAGAAUGAAAAGGGAGCAAGUCAGAGUACAAAUAAAGAAACUGCUCAGGGCACGAAAAACGGACUAGUACUUCAUUCGUACCUUAACAAUGUCCGUGCCUUUCCAGCACUUAUAGCUGCAAAAUAUUCUGGGACAGACAUCACAAUUUCAGAGGAUUUCAAGAUUGGAGUAACAAAUGUUACUGAACAAUAUAUUUCUCGGUUUGGCUCGAGUGUAGUUCCUGGCCUAGAAACUCCAACUGGGACUCUGGUUGGGAGUGUAGCACCAGCCUGGUAUCUUGCACCUGCUACACUCAAGGGGGGAAGUACAGCUGAUCAAGGACAGGUCUUAAGUUGGAUGUCGACUGCUGACAGUCUUUUAUUGCCAUUUGUGUGCUCGGGGAUGGUUGUUCCGCCAACGUCCAAGAACGGGAGUAAUGAAGGUGGUGCACGUGAAGCUGCUAUGAAGGAGUUGCAGAAGCUUAAUGUUUACCUUCGUGAUCAUACUUUCCUAGUUGGAGAGAGAAUAUCGCUUGCUGAUAUAAGUGUGUUUGCAUCGCUGAUACCGGCUUUCCAAAAUAGUCUGGAUGGUGCAAUUCGGAAGACGAUGCCUUGUCUAACUCGUUGGUUCAACACUGUUCUGCACCAGCCUCAGGUUACUCAGGUGGUUGGAACACUUGCUAUUCAAUAACCCUCAUAGUGAUGUAGCUGUUAUUGAAGACAAGUGACCAAUUUAACCUUUGCUCUGUCUCUGCUCUUUAAUGUCUCAAAUUAAACAAUUUAAAUAGAAAGUUUUGUUAUAACAGUGAAGAUAAGGUUCUAUGGAAUUUGCCCGGUAUUAAUUUGUCUAUAAUAAAAUUUUGGUUUUACAGUAUUUACAUUUUUACAAUGAAAGUAUUUUGAUUUCAUAGGAAUUUUAUUAUUCAUUUAUAUUGCAUUACAAACUGCAGUAGAGGUGAUAAACUUGAAUGAAUGCUCUAUUUCUUAUAUCGUUAUUAUGAAUAAUUUUAUUAAUUUUUGGAAACAUGAGUAUUAUUUUUUUGUAUCUUCAGAUCUAGUUUUCUAGAGUUGUAAUUAUUCAUGUGUGGCGCAAAAGGAGUACAGUACGUGUAUCACCAGAAUACCAAAAAGAACAUUUUUAUUUAUUGAUCAUCUUAAAUUUUUUAUAAAUUUCAAAUACAGUAUAGUAUACAUACAUAUAUAUACGGUCUUCGAUUUCUUUCUUGGUGGCAUGUACAAAUAUGUGAGGUUGUCUGGAGGUUGUUGUUAUAGGUGAAGUUUCACAAAUGUUAGAACAUGGUUUAUACCAUAGUAUUAAAUGCAGAUAAAAAUUGAA